AUGAGUGACAUUAUUAAAACACCAUUUUACUUUGGAGGCCUUGCAUCUUGUUCUGCUGCUAUUAUUGUCCAUCCUCUUGAUUUAACCAAAGUCCGUCUACAAAAUGCAAAAGGAAAUCAAAGUAUAGGUAUGUUUGGUACAGUAGUCAAAGUGAUUCGUACAGAAGGGUUCUUUAAGCUUUAUGCUGGUCUGUCUGCUUCUAUCCUUAGACAAGCUACCUAUUCCACUGCUCGACUAGGUGGUUAUGAAAAAUUGAAACAAAUUGUUUUACAAAACAAUAAAAAUCCCUCUACAUUUCAGUUACUUGGAUGUUCUACAGCUGCUGGUAUUGCAGGUGGUCUAUGUGGCAAUCCUGGCGAUGUCAUCAAUGUCCGUAUGCAAAACGAUGGCCAACUUCCGACUCAUCUCAAACGAAAUUAUAUGCAUGCCUUUGAUGGACUAGUAAGAAUGACAAAGGAAGAAGGUCUUGCUUCUCUGUUUCGUGGCGUUGGUCCAAAUAUCAACAGGGCUAUUUUAAUGACUUCUUCUCAAUGUGUUUCGUAUGAUCGUUUCAAAGCCUUUUUUCUUGGUCAUCAUUAUCUUUCAGAAGGUAUUGGACUCCAUUUAUUAUCCAGUAUGCUUGCAGGAUUGGUGGCAACAACAGCUUGUUCUCCUGUUGAUGUAAUCAAGACCAGAAUGAUGUCUGCUAGUGGAUCAGAAAGCACACUGUCUGCUAUGCAUGUUAUGCGUACCAUGUAUCGUUCGGAAGGUGUUUUGGCAUUCUUUAAAGGCUGGACUCCUUCUUUUAUGCGUACUGGGCCUCAAACCAUUUUUACUUUUAUCUUUUUAGAACAAUUUAAAAAAUGGCAUUCAAUGUGGCACCAUCACCCUUUGGUAUCUUCUACUGUAAAGUUAUAA
Messenger RNA from Gilbertella persicaria, 897 nucleotides. Its product is annotated as mitochondrial carrier domain-containing protein. The record is from RefSeq and is a predicted model, not a curated record. Gene Ontology annotation, cellular component: mitochondrial membrane. Gene Ontology annotation, molecular function: sulfate transmembrane transporter activity; antiporter activity; thiosulfate transmembrane transporter activity. Bases 1 to 897 code for a protein of 298 amino acids. NCBI's taxonomy places the organism in Eukaryota, Fungi, Mucoromycota, Mucoromycetes, Mucorales, Choanephoraceae. Gene Ontology annotation, biological process: mitochondrial transport; oxaloacetate transport; thiosulfate transport. The transcript has 3 exons.